Molecule: messenger RNA, 1051 nt
Organism: Amphimedon queenslandica
Lineage: Eukaryota; Metazoa; Porifera; Demospongiae; Haplosclerida; Niphatidae
Product: poly(U)-specific endoribonuclease-like
Exons: 8
Coding region: 72-887 (271 amino acids)
Molecular function (GO): RNA endonuclease activity
Source: RefSeq, a predicted model, not a curated record
AUGCAGGUAAUUUCAAUUAACGAGCCACGCCUAAGUAAUAACUAGCCACGCCUUUAAUAAAACCGCAAAACAUGGCUGACAGAAGAGGUUUUAAUCCAAAUCCUGAGUUAAGCAAGCUAUGCACUGAGCUAUGGGAGCUGGAUGAACAAAGGCUGGUCAUUGGAAAGGACGUUGUUAUUGAUUUACAAGGACGUACAUGGGCCAGUGAUAGGAGAGACAAAGCAGAAGAUCCAUUGUUCUCGUACGUGGAUCCGACUUGUUUUGCAAGACCAACUUUUAAGCUAUUCAUUGCUCUUCUUGAUAACUAUGAAACAAGCACAGGCGUUAAUGAAGAAGUUACGGAUGAAGAGGUUAAAGAGAACAAGCUGUUUAUUAACGCUAUAAUGGAAACCAAAGUUAUGAAAAGAGCUCACGAUUAUUUGGUGUCUUGUGGCAAAAGUCCAAGAGAGAUCAUACCUUUUAAGAGACAGCUGUAUGACAUUUGGUUUAAACUCUACAGAAGGACGAGAGGUGUUCUGGACUCAUCUGGUUUUGAGCACGUCUUUGUAGGAGAGACUCGUGACGGGAAAAUCCUCGGGUUUCACAACUGGAUACAGUUUUACUUGCAGGAGAAAGCCGGUAACGUUGACUACCAAGGCUACGUCAGACACGGAAAGCAUAAUGAUUACCUACUGACGAUAAAGUUUACAUGGAACAAAGAGGUGAAACCUUUUGGCAGCACUUUUGUUGGCACAAGCCCGGAGUUUGAAAUGGCUUUGUACACAAUCAUGUUUCUCUGCUCGCCAGAGGAGACAACAGAUCUUGACAUAGCAGGGCAGAAUGUUACCAUCACGUGUUACAAGCAUGGCCUCAAUUUAGGCACUUCUUAUCCAAGUGCUUCAAAAUAGAACUGGUAUUAUUGUAUUUUCAUAAAAAGCUAUAUAGAUCUAAUUAUUAUUAUUUUUGGUGGUGUUAUUUAUUUUCAUACUUAUUUAUUUAUUUUUUAAUUUUCCCAGGUCUUCUAUUGCAACAUGUCAUGUAAAUUUUACACAAUUAGAAUUUUGACUUUAAA